Molecule: messenger RNA, 1965 nt
Organism: Fusarium keratoplasticum
Lineage: Eukaryota; Fungi; Ascomycota; Sordariomycetes; Hypocreales; Nectriaceae
Product: FAD-binding PCMH-type domain-containing protein
Exons: 4
Coding region: 1-1965 (654 amino acids)
Molecular function (GO): FAD binding; oxidoreductase activity
Source: RefSeq, a predicted model, not a curated record
AUGCAGGCCUCUCGACUUUCGUGGCUGCUUGCCGCGGCUGUUCUUCCUGCCGCCCUCGGCCAGACCAUCAAUGUCGACGGCGAGGCUGUCCCUGCUGACGAGUCUAAUGUCGCCCCGGCUUGGGCCGAGCCCGCAGCUGCGUCCUCAAGGUACUCAUUCGUUGAGGAGACUCCUCAGCUUACUGACGCCGUGCUUGCCAACCUCACUGAUCUGGAGUUGAGCAACAUCGACGCCUUCUACUUUGAAAACACAAAAUCCAAGCGGUCUGCUGCUGAUGCUCCCAAGUGCAAGACCUUCCCGGGCGACAAGCUCUUUCCUGGCAAGCUCAUCUGGAAGGUCUUUGAUCUCCUCUCUGGAGGUGCAUUGAUUGACACUGUUCCCCUUGGCUCUGCUUGCUACAAGGGAGAGCAUUACGAUGAGGCCAAGUGCAAGUUUCUCUUGGAUAACUGGUCUAACUCGACCACCCACAUCAGUGACCCAACUUCGGUCAUGUCGCCCCUCUACGAGGGUGCGACAUGUGAGCCUGCCAACGCAGCUGAGGGCGGCCAAUGCACACUCGGUGGCUUCCCCUUGUAUUCUGUCAAGGCCACCAAUGUUGCCCAGGUCCAGCUUGCUGUGAACUUUGCCCGCAACCUCAACAUUCGCCUCAUUAUUCACAACACAGGUCAUGACUUCCUUGGCAAGAGCACCGGUGCUGGCGCCUUGUCUAUCUGGACUCACAACCUCAAGGACAUCAAGUUCACAAAGAGCUAUCGCGGUGCGGGCAGUUACACCGGCCCUGCGUUCAAGCUUGGUGCUGGUAUUCAGGUCAAGGAUCUGUAUGAGGCUGCUGACCGUGAGGGAUACUCUGCCGUUGGUGGAGAAUGUCGGGACGUCGGUGUGACUGGUGGCUAUACCCCCGGUGGUGGUCACUCCCCCUUGAGUCCCAUCGCCGGUCUUGGCGCUGACCAAGUCCUGAGCGUCGACAUCGUCACUCCUGAUGGUCGCUUCGUGACAGCUGAUGAGAAGCAGAACACUGAUCUCUUCUGGGCUGUCCGAGGUGGUGGCCCUGCUACCUGGGGUGUUGUCGUCUCCAUGACUGUCAAGGUCUACCCCAAGAUGAGCUUCUCUGGCAUGACCUGGAGCGUCACCACCAAGGACGCCGGUAUCUCUGAAGAGGCUCUUUGGAAGGCCCUUGAUGUUUACUGGCGUCGCUUCCCCGAGUACUCGGACAAGAAAAGCUACGGGUACAGCUUCCUCUUCCCUGCCGGCCCCGGCAACUAUCUCUGGACCAUGAACCCUUGGAUGGUCCCCGGCAUGCCCCUUGCCGACUUCAAGAAGAUGGUUACACCUCUUCUGGAAGAAUGGAAGGCUCUUGGUGUUGAUCCCAAGCCCACAUUCUUUGAGCAUGACCGUUUCUUGCCUGCUUGGCGAACACAUUUCCCUGCCGAAAGCGUCGGCAACCCUUACGUUCGUACAGGCUCUCGUCUGAUCCCCCGAAAGAACUGGGAAGAUCCCGAGCUGUUGAACAAGACCAUCUCUACUCUCAAGGGCAUUGGAUCUGAGGGAGCUAUCCUGAUUAUCUACAACAUCAACGCCGCUGCUCCUAAGGGCACUCCCUCCAACUCAGCUAACCCUGCAUGGCGCGAUGCCAACAUGUUUGCCAUCACCGGCCUAAGCUGGACCGCCAACUCCACUGCACAAGAGGUUGCCGAUGUAAACAACAAGCUCACCCACGAUGUCAUGGAGCGUCUCAAGGCGAUUACUCCCGGUGGUGGUGGUUACGGCAACGAAGGCGAUGUCAUGGACCCUGACUUUGGACAGUCCUUCUUUGGUUCCAACUACCCUGCUCUUUACAAGUUGAAGCAGCAGAUUGACCCCUAUGGUGUGUUUUAUGCUCCUACCGCUGUUGGUAGUGAGGAUUGGUACAUCACGGGCCAGGAGGCCUACGUGACCAAGCAGACUGGUCGUCUUUGCCGCAAGUAG